CCAUCUUGUUUGUCGAGCGUGUUUUGUUUUCCCUGCAUCAGUGUGUAUGUGAAUUGGCCGUGAUGUCGAGGAAAACAGCUGAGAGGUGUCAAACGAUGGCAUACAAAGCGAGGAUCCUUCAGCUGGAUGAAAUUCUCGACGAGGACGUGAUUGACCUGAAAAAGUUGAAGCGUUUUUGCUUUCAAGGUAUACCAGAAGACGCUGGCAAGCGGGCAUUAUGUUGGAAACUGUUGCUCAACUAUAUGCCACUUGAAAGGAAGACAUGGAGUUCUUUUCUGGCGAAAAAACGCGAAAUUUACAAGAAUUAUAUAGAAGAUUUAAUUGUGAUUCCCGGAGCGCAAGACAAUGACAUAGAAUCAGGGUUAGACCACCCACUUAACAUCAAACCAGAUAGCGCCUGGCAGACGUAUUUCAAAGACAAUGAAGUCCUGCUGCAGAUUGACAAAGAUGUGCGCCGUUUAUGUCCAGAUAUAUCGUUUUUUCAACAACCAUGCGAAUUUCCCUGCGAAGAGAUCGUGAACAGUGCGGAGGUUAAAAGGUUGCAUACUCGCGUGCAGCGAAGCGUGCUCAAAUGCGCGAAUGUCGAGCGCAAAGGUUUAGGCAUCACAAAGAUUGUUUUAUCGGUGAAAAAAGCCGCAGAAGACUAUGCACCCAUGACAGAAGGUCAGGAAGCUCACUGGGAAGUCGUGGAAAGGGUUUUAUUCCUUUAUGCGAAGCUCAAUCCCGGUCAGAGUUAUGUACAAGGAAUGAAUGAGAUUAUAGGACCGAUUUACUACACAUUUGCGUGUGAUCCUGACUUAUCAUCGCGUGAACAUGCUGAAGCCGAUUGUUUCUUCUGCUUCACGAAUCUGAUGUCAGAAAUCCGUGACUUUUUCAUCAAAUCACUAGAUGAGGCUGAAUGCGGCAUCAAUAACAUGAUGACGAAACUGUUGCUAACGCUGCGUAACUUUGACAACGCCAUCUGCGAGCGUUUCAACGAACAGAAGUUGUAUCCGCAAUAUUACAGCUUCCGGUGGAUUACACUUCUUCUCUCGCAGGAAUUUCCACUGCCGGACGUGCUUAGGAUAUGGGAUUCGUUAUUUUCGGAUGAGCAGCGGUUUCAGUUCUUGAUUUAUAUCUGUUGUGCCAUGAUUAUUUUGUGCAGAGAUAAAUUGUUAGAUGGUGAUUUUCCGUCCAAUCUGAAACUUCUCCAGAACGUGUGGUCCAUGGACGUGCAGAAGAUACUCAGUAAAGCUGUGGAAUUAUCACGGAGGAUUCAAGCCUAACCUCAAAGUAAGGUUAUGAGUAAUAUUACAUCAAAAAUGAUUUGUGUGAGAAUGAUUAAAGUCAAUAUUUCCAUUUCAAUAGAUAUAAAUGCAUAUCAAAACUCGACAUACAAAAUAUAUGCAAUAAACAAUGAUCACACAAGUCAUUUUUGAAGAUUUACACAAAAACAGUAAAAUAUCGUUUAAUUCUAAUAUUUAGAUCAUUUGUACUUCCUAUAAGUCAUCUCUAAGAUGAUAAAAUUUAUAUUUUUGCUUUAAUACUCAUAUUAUUUCUAUUUUUAAAUUUAUAAAAUUGCAAUACACAUAAAUAUGUCUAUACAAACUUUAAAA
Messenger RNA from Dalotia coriaria, 1595 nucleotides. RefSeq names its product TBC1 domain family member 13. Gene Ontology annotation, biological process: intracellular protein transport; activation of GTPase activity. The record is from RefSeq and is a predicted model, not a curated record. The transcript is spliced from 7 exons. Lineage: Eukaryota; Metazoa; Arthropoda; Insecta; Coleoptera; Staphylinidae. Gene Ontology annotation, molecular function: GTPase activator activity. The coding region runs from base 63 to 1265 and encodes 400 amino acids.